Messenger RNA from Orycteropus afer afer, 1688 nucleotides. It is a transcript of the gene ZBTB8A, whose product is annotated as zinc finger and BTB domain containing 8A. Gene Ontology annotation, biological process: regulation of transcription by RNA polymerase II. NCBI's taxonomy places the organism in Eukaryota, Metazoa, Chordata, Mammalia, Tubulidentata, Orycteropodidae. Gene Ontology annotation, molecular function: RNA polymerase II cis-regulatory region sequence-specific DNA binding; protein binding; DNA-binding transcription factor activity, RNA polymerase II-specific. The record is from RefSeq and is a predicted model, not a curated record.
CUUUAGAAUGGAGAUCUCUUCUCAUCAGUCUCACCUCCUGCAACAGUUGAAUGAGCAGCGCAGGCAAGACGUAUUUUGUGAUUGCAGUAUUCUGGUUGAAGGCAAGGUCUUCAAAGCACAUCGGAAUGUACUAUUUGCUAGUAGUGGCUACUUUAAAAUGCUUCUUUCUCAGAAUUCAAAGGAGACAAGUCAGCCAACCACAGCUACAUUUCAAGCUUUCUCCCCGGACACUUUCACAGUUAUAUUGGACUUUGUCUAUUCAGGAAAACUGUCUCUUACUGGUCAGAAUGUCAUAGAAGUGAUGUCAGCUGCUAGCUUCCUUCAGAUGACUGAUGUCAUUAGCGUAUGUAAGACUUUUAUUAAAUCUUCAUUAGACAUUAGUGAGAAAGAAAAAGAUCGCUAUUUCAGUCUCUCAGAUAAAGAUGCCAAUUCUAAUGGUAUCGAACGUUCCUCCUUAUAUAGUGGUGGCUGGCAAGAAGAACGCAGUUCCCCACCUUCUCACGUAAGCCCAGAUCAAGGAACGGGGGCAGUGAGUGGGAAGUCUUGGAAUAAGUACAAUUACCAUUCAGCUUCCCAAAGGAAUACUCAACAACCUUCGGCCAAGCAUGAACAAAGAAAAGAUGCCAUCAAAAAGUCCAAACAUUUGAGGUUGUCACAGCCUUCUGAAGUUGCUCAUUGUAAGUCAAGCAAACGAGAAGCACGAACAUCUGAUGCCUCCAGCCACAUUUCCCAGUCGGGGGAACAAGCACAAACUGAUGCUGAAAUGGACUCAACUCCCGCUGGCUAUCAGUACCGUCAAGGAUCUGACGUCACACAGAGAAGCUUUCCAGUUGAGCUGCCCAGGAUGCGAUUCAAGUGCCCAUACUGCACCCAUGUGGUGAAGCGGAAAGCUGACCUAAAGCGCCACCUUCGUUGUCACACAGGAGAAAGGCCCUAUCCAUGUCAAGCUUGUGGAAAAAGAUUCAGCAGGCUAGACCAUCUAAGCAGCCAUUUUCGAACUAUUCACCAGGCAUGCAAACUAAUCUGCCGAAAAUGCAAACGCCACGUGACUGACCUGACAGGGCAAGUGGUACAGGAAGGAACCAGGCGCUACAGACUCUGUAAUGAGUGCCUUGCUGAAGUUGGCAUAGACAGCCUCCCCAUCGAUUUGGAAGACCAGCAGCUUAUGUCUCCAUCAGAAGGAGAGAAAGAUUCCAGAUGGCACUUGAGUGAAGAUGAGAAUAGAUCCUAUGUGGAGAUUGUAGAGGAUGGGUCUGCUGAUCUGAUCAUACAGCAGGUCGAUGACAGUGACGAAGAAGAAAAAGAAAUAAAGCCCAACAUUAGGUAGCUGUGAUCUGAGCCAACAGAGCUGGCAUGUCUGCGAUUUACAUUGACUUCCUGUGUCUCUCUCUUUCCACGCUCAGAGUCGGUUAACAAGUGUAUUAUACUGACUUAAAAUAAAUGAUCUGACAUAACUUGCAUGCUUUUCUGAACAGGCCAUUGUGUCCAUUCUGAACUCUGUUGCCCUAAAAUAUGUUGCUGCACUGGAAAGCAAGACCUAGCUGGAGUUGGCAUGAUGGAGGAACAAUAAUUAAUCCUCUUACUUUUAUUACAGGAAUACUUUUUUGUCCUCUUAGUAGUGGAAGAUGUACUUACCAAUUUUUUUUCAAAGAAAAUAUUUUAAAUAAAUGUGCCACAACCAAACUUUA